AUACUCCUUUCCAUAUUAGACAUGUAUUAAGGAGAUUUUGAAUUUACUGAAAUAAUUUGGAUUUCAAAGAUGUGCUCUAUUGGAUACUUUAUUGAUUAUUGUUGAGGCAGCUCAAGGGCAAUCUCGUCAUCGUGAGUCGUGAGUCGCCCUCUACGUCGUCGGCGGCGGCGAACCGAGGAAGCCAUUUUUUCAGGCAGGACAUGCUUGCACUGUAGAAGUAGAGAUGCAGAGUUUGAGAAAUUCAUCGCUGGGGCAUCCUCUACAUUGGUUGUUAUUAAGCGCAGUAGCUGUUCUCUUACGGGCGCUUGGGGCUGCUUCAGUCGUGGAACCGAGUUCCAAUUGCUAUGCAUUUGAUAAUUCCAGUUAUAUUUAUGAUUUCAGUAGCUGGAUUGGACAUGCUUUUGAGUAUGAGGGAAAGGAUUCUGACUUGGCAGUUCGGUUUUGUAAAGAUGUGGAAAGUAGAUCUCAGGCGGGUUAUGUGGAUUUUGGUCGGUUUGAUAAGUUAAACUAUUUCAUUGGUGGUUCUAGGCAUGUUACAUUUGUUCAAGAAUUUAACAAUGGCGACCUGAUGAAUUGUGAGCAGAGUUAUGAUAAACUGGGACGCACAGCGCAGGUAAAUAUGAUAUGUGGAAGUUGUUUAAAUGGACGAUGUAAAGGUGAGCUUGGAUGCAUAUGCAAUGUUACUUAUGAGUCAACUUGCAGAGUCCUUGUUGAACUUGCAAUUCCUUGCGGGAAACAGGGUGUGAGGGUAUUUGAAGGCUUCACUGUUGGCUUUCAUCCGCGGUCAUGGGAAUUAGUUUACAAUGGCAUGACUCGGUUUGGGUUUGAGAAAUCUCAGAGUGAGUUCAGCUUCAGCACCGAACAGACUCAUGUAGCACUGUAUAUGACAGCAAUUGCUUCCCUUUCCAAUUUGGUGCAAAAGCCCAAUAUUAAGGUUUUCCCAGAAAAUGGUUUAGAAGUUAGGUUGUCAGGCUCUGCGGCAGCUGGAAGCCCACCAACAACUUUGUCGCCCGCAAUUUUAAUUGUUAAUUGGAGAUGUGAGAAGGCUCAUGAUACUCCGUAUGAAGUUGAUUUUACCAUCCCAAUAGAGGGUUAUGAGACCAUUCAGUUUACGCUUACAAAAAUAUGUGAAUAUCGACAAGAAGGUGGAGACACCACAAGUGGAUGGGCAAUAUUUGGAGUGUUAUCUUGCAUAUUUGUUGUUCUAUCGACACUAUUCUGUUGUGGAGGAUUUGUUUACAAGACACGAAUGGAACGCCAGCGGGGACUGGAUGCAUUGCCAGGCAUGACAAUUUUAUCUGCUUGUUUGGAAACUGUGAGUGGAGGGAACGACUACUCCCGAGCAGAAGACUUCAACAGUGGUUUUGUUAAUCAAGCCUCUUUGGAGCGCCAGCCUGUUUCUACUCCAGGAUCAUGGAAUACAAGUGACAGAAAAUAUGGUGCAAUUUGAACUCUGGGUAGCCUAACAUUCUCAGAUCCACUUUCGAGUAUUUUUGUAUUUUGAUACAUGUUUAGAAAAUGUCACCCAUUGAAUUAAAUAUAUUUACUGUAUAUCAUGUGGCAACGUAGGUGAUGUAGAUGGUUUGAUGAGUUUUCCUGCAUUCGAUGCAUUAUUAUAUAAUAAAUGGAUAUUGAAAUUUCUAUUA
Messenger RNA from Malania oleifera, 1646 nucleotides. RefSeq lists its product as uncharacterized. Lineage: Eukaryota; Viridiplantae; Streptophyta; Magnoliopsida; Santalales; Ximeniaceae. The transcript is spliced from 18 exons. The record is from RefSeq and is a predicted model, not a curated record. The coding region runs from base 224 to 1450 and encodes 408 amino acids.